CUCAAACUGCCCCACCAGCCGUCGUUCAAAACCCACCAGCUCAACAACCUCACCUCCUCCACCUCAGCGCAUCCCUUCACACCCUCAUAGCUGCACGCCACCCUGCACCUAUCAUUGACUACUGAUUAAGCGCUCCGUGGCUCGACGUCGCUCCAACAUCCCCUACACUACACAUCAGACAUCAUGGCUCAAUCCGGUGUCUCCGUCUCGCCCGAGUGCAUCACCGCCUUCAACGAGCUCAAGUUGGGCAAGUCGACCAAAUGGAUAAUCUACAAGAUCAGCGAUGACUGGAAGGAGAUUGUUCUGGAGGAGUCGUCCAAGGAGAGCGACUACAACGUUUUCCGCGAGAAGCUGCUGAGCGCGAAGAGCAAGGACCGCCGCGGCAAGGAGGGCAUGGGCGGCCGUUACGCCGUGUACGACGUCGAGUAUGAGCUUGCGAACGGAGAGGGCAGCAGGAGCAAGAUUACGUUUAUCAGCUGGACGCCGGAUGAUAUGUCGAUACACCCCAAAAUGAUGUACUCGUCCUCCAAGGAAGCUAUCAAGCGCGCUCUCAACGGCCUCGCCGCCGAUAUCCAGGCCAACGACGCCGACGACAUCGAGUGGGAGAACGUCAAGAACAUUGCCUCCAAGGGCCGCUAAACGGGCCUUUCCACGCGUCCUUGUCUGCUUGUCUGUCGAUUUGCGCGCGGGAUUUGGUUUCUAGCAAGGACACGAUGAAACGAGGUCGAUAAUCUUUUGG
Dothidotthia symphoricarpi CBS 119687 is the source of this 739-nucleotide messenger RNA. RefSeq lists its product as uncharacterized. Gene Ontology annotation, molecular function: actin filament binding. Gene Ontology annotation, biological process: cell motility; actin filament depolymerization; actin filament severing. The record is from RefSeq and is a predicted model, not a curated record. Gene Ontology annotation, cellular component: actin cortical patch; actin cytoskeleton; cytoplasm. Lineage: Eukaryota; Fungi; Ascomycota; Dothideomycetes; Pleosporales; Dothidotthiaceae. The transcript is spliced from 5 exons. The coding region runs from base 184 to 639 and encodes 151 amino acids.